UUGAUUUAGGCUUAUGAACAUUUGAAGAGAAAAAUAUUAGGCCUAUUGGUCGUUUUUACAUUUAGUAAGAACUGAUAGUAUUUCAAUGUUCAACACAAGUCUUAGUCUACUGUCUAGCAUCGGAAAGAAUUUUGGAUGUGGAUUUUUGGAAGGGUUUUAAACAAGAUUCUUAAAUCACAAAAAAACAUGGGGAAAAAGUGGAAAAAAAGAAAUGCUAUCAAAAACCAGGGAGGUAAGGAAAAGAAUUUCAACAGAGGAGGCAAAGUGGGUGAAGCUUAUGACUUAGGCAAGAGGGACAAUGAGCUGUUUGUCAAAUAUUAUAAGGGUCAAGGCAUUGUACCUGAGGAGGAGUGGGAUGAAUUUUAUUCCAUUUUAAAAACAACACUGCCAGUCACAUUUCGAAUUACUGGAUACAAAAGCCAAUGUGAGGAGAUGUUAAAGAACAUAAAAGGGAAAUUUUUCAGCAGCCUUCUGAAUGUCAAAGUAGAUGGGGAAGACAUUCAACCUCCUAAACAGUUAGUGUGGUACCCCAAUGAGCUUGGCUGGCAGCUUGACCUUUCCCGUAAGGCAGUCAGAAGUAGUGAACACUUUUCACGUCUGCAUGAUUUUCUAGUGGCAGAAACAGAAUGUGGCUCCAUCAGUAGACAAGAAGCAGUCAGCAUGAUUCCACCACUAGUUCUAGAUAUCCAGUCACACCAUAAGAUUUUGGAUAUGUGUGCUGCACCUGGAUCAAAAACAGCCCAGUUAAUAGAAUACCUGCACAGUACAAGUCCUCCAGGUGAGCUACCAACCGGCUAUGUGAUAGCCAACGACACAGACAACAAGCGUUGCUACCUGAUGGUUCACCAGGUGAAACGUCUACAGAGCCCCUGUUGUAUCAUUGUUAAUCAUGAUGGGACUUUUUUUCCCAAGAUAAGGACCAACACAGAUGAUGCCAAACCUGAAUUUCAGCUGUUUGAUCGCAUAUUAUGUGAUGUUCCUUGCAGUGGUGAUGGAACAAUGCGCAAGAAUUUUGAUGUGUGGAACAAAUGGCACCCACUACAAGGUGCAAACCUGCAUGGACUCCAGUGUAAGAUACUGAAGCGUGGCUGUCAGCUUCUAGCAGUGGGUGGCAGGCUAGUCUACUCCACCUGCUCCCUGAACCCACAGGAGGACGAGGCAGUUAUUGCAGACCUGCUGAGGACAUCUGAGGGCGCCAUGGAGCUUGUUGACAUACACAACCUGCUGCCAGGGUUAAAGUACUCCAAAGGCUUGUCAACAUGGAAGGUAAUGACCAAAACGGGUGAAUGGAUUUCCUCCCCUGCUGAGAUCCCAGCACCAAUGCAGACCCAGUUCAAGCACACCAUCUUCCCUCCCACACCAGAGGAGGCAGAGAAAUUUCAUCUAGACAGAUGUAUGCGUAUCCUCCCCCAUCAUCAAGACACUGGUGGAUUUUUUGUUGCCGCUCUCCAGAAAGUGAGCCAUUUACCUGGCUCCAGGGAGAUCAGACUAGCUCAAGCAGAAAGUGCUCAAGCAGGAAAUGGUGCCAGUAAUGAGACAGCUCCACCUGCUGAAACAGUGACACCUGCUGAAACAGUGACACCUGCUGGUGAUUCAACUGACAAAGUGUUGGAAGAGGCUGGAGCUCCUGAGGCUGUCAAGCCACCUGUUGGUGACAAGAGGAAGGGGCCUGCAAGUGGAGAGGAGCCCAGAGCAAAGAAAAAGAAAUUACAUGGUUACAAGGAAGAUCCUUUUCUGUUUAUGGAGGAGACAGAUCCAGCAUGGAAGCCAAUUAGAGAUUUCUUUGGGUUGGGCAAAGACUGUCCUGUGGACCAAAUUUUGUUCAGAUCUCAACAAGGAAAGAGAACUCUAUAUUUUGUUUCCAAGGCUGUAAGGGAAAUAACAAGAUGUAAUGAGGACAAAAUCAGGUUCAUUAACAUGGGAGUCAAAGCAUUCAGUCGCAGUCCAUCACCCAUUGUCCCGCAAUGUGACUUCAGAAUUACUCAAGAGUGUCUUGGCACUUUGUUGUCAAACAUCAGCCACAGGAAAGUAACAGUCACCAAAGAGGAUGCCAUCAUCACCAUCAGCCAGGAGAAUCCAUUCAUCAGUAAACUUAGUGAAGGCACACAGGCCCAGUUACAUGCUCUUUCACCUGGAAGUACUGUGUUUAUAUUUAGUCCAAGUGAAAAAGAGCCAUCCCCUAGCUGUGAUGUAGUUUUCUGUGGCUGGAGAGGAAAAAAUUCUGUCCGCUGCUUUGGUGCUCGUAGUGACCGAGCUCAUGCUCUCAUGUUGUUGGGAGAAGACUUGAAGGAGAUCAACAAAAGAGUUGAAGCAGAGAAAAAAGCCAAACAAAAAGCAAAAGAUGAGAUAAAAGAAACACCAGAUGAUGAUGAUGCUCCAAAAGAAGAGGUUGAUGAUGAGUUACCAGUUGCUGAAGAGGAGGAAAAAGAUAACACAGACGACAUAAGUGAUGAUGUAGAGACAAAAGAAUUGACAGAGGACACAAAACAGUGACAGAAGAUCAAAUUCAAAUUUAUAGUUCAACAAUAAAUAUAAUUAAAAGUU
Messenger RNA from Physella acuta, 2544 nucleotides. Its product is annotated as RNA cytosine-C(5)-methyltransferase NSUN2. The record is from RefSeq and is a predicted model, not a curated record. Gene Ontology annotation, molecular function: tRNA (cytidine-N5)-methyltransferase activity; tRNA binding. Gene Ontology annotation, cellular component: cytoplasm; nucleus. Gene Ontology annotation, biological process: tRNA methylation. NCBI's taxonomy places the organism in Eukaryota, Metazoa, Mollusca, Gastropoda, Physidae.